UUGAUUCGUAAUCAUAUCAUUAUUUAAAACAAAAACUACAUAAGGGUCCAGAGACGACUAGAGAUAUUUAAAUCAUUCUCAAUUCAUAUUUUGAAUACAUUUCAUUUCUUGAAACACUUAUUUAUUGAGAAAAUUAUUUUGAAAAAAAAACAAUGACGGUCGUUGCUGAAAACAAUAAUAAUGAUCAACAAAAUAAACAGCAACCUAAACAACCUUCACCUCCACCAUCAACGCCAUCUGUAUCGCAAUCAAAUCUUCAAUCACCGCAACAAGCACAACCACCAUUACAUCCGCCACAAAGAAAAAUAUCUACAAGUAGCGGUGCAAAACCAUUUCCUAUUCGGGGUGAUCGAACGACUACCUAUGUAAAUAUACCGCAUGUUAUUGCAAUGGUGGGCCUUCCGGCUCGUGGCAAAACAUAUAUUGGAAAAAAAUUGACCCGUUAUAUGAAUUGGAUCGGUAUCAAAACACGUGUAUUCAAUGUUGGUGAAUACAGGCGUCAGGCUACGAAAUUAUAUCGUAAUCAUGAUUUUUUUCGUCCUGAUAAUAAAGAUGCACAAGUUAUUCGAAGUCAAUGCGCGUUAGCCGCACUCAAAGAUAUGUGUAUGUGGCUUGAAGAUGGUAAUGGUGAAUUAGCCGUUUAUGAUGCAACAAAUACAACAUUCGAACGUCGAGAAUUGAUCAAUGAAUUUGUUGUCGAAAAAUAUGGAUUCAAAUUAUUCUUUGUCGAAUCCUAUUGUAAUGAUCCGCAAAUCAUUGAAGCCAAUGUCAAGGAAGUAAAAGUUCAUAGCCCAGAUUAUCGUGAUAUGAGUCAGGAUGAAGCGCUUCGUGAUUUUAUGGUACGAAUUUCGCAUUAUGAACAAGUAUAUGAACCAUUAUGUGAAGAACGUGAAAAACAGCUAUCAUUCAUGCGAAUAUUUAAUGCCGGUGAACGUGUACUUGUUCAUCGACAUGAAGGUCAUAUUCAAUCACGAGUGGUUUAUUAUCUAAUGAAUAUUCAUAUAACUCCACGAUCAAUUUAUCUUACAAGACAUGGUGAAUCUGUUUAUAAUCUAUUGGGUCGAAUUGGUGGUGAUGCUGAACUAUCGGAACGUGGUUGGGAAUAUUCACGUGCAUUGGCACAAUAUAUCCAUGAACAGGCUAUACCACGUCUUCGUGUAUGGACAUCACAAUUAAAACGUACAUGUCAAACAUCGGAAUUGAUACAGGCACCACAAGAACGAUGGAAAGCAUUGAAUGAAAUUGAUGCCGGUAUCUGUGAAGAGAUGACCUACGAAGAAAUUCAGCAAAAAUAUCCAGAAGAAUUUGCCCUUCGUGAUCAAAAUAAAUUCCAUUAUCGAUAUCCAAAAGGAGAGUCAUAUGAAGAUUUGGUUGCACGAUUAGAACCAGUUAUAAUGGAAUUGGAACGACAAGAAAACGUAUUGGUUGUUGCUCAUCAAGCCGUUAUACGUUGUUUAUUGGCAUAUUUUCUUGAUAAACCACAAGAGGAAUUACCCUAUCUAAAAGUACCAUUACAUACAAUUAUGAAAUUAACACCGGUUGCAUAUGGUUGUGAAUUGGAAGAGAUUAAAGUACCGAUACCGGCUGUCAAUACACAUCGUGAAAAACCAAUGAGGGUGGCUACUAUACAACAAGAUUUUAAUAAUGGACGAUCACGAUCAUCAUCAUUAAUAUCAUCAUCAUCUGGUCCACAUUCACCAAUCACAUUACAUGGUAGUAAUAAUGGAUUGGGUAAAAAAUUUCGUUUCAUUAUGGAUCGACAAUCAAAAGAACAACAACAACAACAACAAAAUAAUUUUGAUUCAAUUAAUCAUCAUUUGGAACGUAUUGAUGAUGAUGAACAACAUGAAAAGGACAAAGAAUGGUUUACACCAUAUCGAUCACCACCAACAACAGCAUCAAUUGAUGGUAUUCCUGAUCUAAUAAUUAGUAAUGAAAAAAAUGUCUUAAUUUCUACAGAAUUCAAAUCAAACAGUGAUAAUGAUGAUGGUGACGGUAAUGAUGAUGAUGAUAAUGAUGAUGAUGAUAGAUUAUCAUCACUUAGUUCAUCAUUACCAACUUUAAAUCGUCUAAAUAUAAUGAUGGAAUAUAAUCGUUAUCGUAAAAUUAGUGCACCAUCAUCAUCAUUUACAUUUAAUCGUACAACACAACAAUUUCAUCUAAAACAAUUACGACAGAUUCUUGGUUCUGAAUAUUUUGAUUUUUGAUUUUUGUUGUUUUUUUUUCUUCUUUUUCUUUAAUCUCUAUAUGCGU
This is a messenger RNA of Dermatophagoides pteronyssinus (European house dust mite), 2253 nucleotides long. RefSeq names its product 6-phosphofructo-2-kinase/fructose-2,6-biphosphatase (gene Pfrx). Gene Ontology annotation, molecular function: ATP binding; fructose-2,6-bisphosphate 2-phosphatase activity; 6-phosphofructo-2-kinase activity. Gene Ontology annotation, cellular component: cytosol. The record is from RefSeq and is a predicted model, not a curated record. Gene Ontology annotation, biological process: fructose metabolic process; fructose 2,6-bisphosphate metabolic process. Lineage: Eukaryota; Metazoa; Arthropoda; Arachnida; Sarcoptiformes; Pyroglyphidae.